AAGUGAAAUAAAUAGUCAGAAAAAAAAAUGUCUUUCAUAUUACGUGAUAGUUUGUUCUACUGAAUGUGCAUAUAGUCUUUGCGUUUUGACCGUUUUAAACACAAUGAAGCAGCAGCUCACUGGCUUGCUCGACAGCAGUUAUUUAUUUGACUCCAGGAUGUUGUAUAAACUUCGGAUUUAGCUAGCAUUAGCUGCGCUAGCCCCGACGAACUGUAAGGUAGCGGCGGUGUUUGUUACUUCGCGGUUUGGUCAGGAUAUUCAUCCUCGCGUGAACAGCUGUUAACUGGACAUUUUGCCGAUGUUUCACAGUUAUCUGUGCGCUCGAGCUCAUUCUUAUUCGCUGGCUGUGAAUAGCGAGCUACAUUUGGGCGCCUCAGCGGAUUUCUAUGAAGGAGAAAUGACUAGCUUACAACUUGUAUUGAAGUUAGCGAGUUGAGAAAAAUGAACCCAGUAAAGCGGCGUCCUGUCAGAACAAACCGUGGUUUAACCCGGAAUAUAAACGCCAUUGCAGUUGUGAUAUUCAGUCUAUAGUGACAUAUGUUGGGUAGCACUACAUUGUCCUCGCAGGAAGCGGUCACAGUAGCCUUUGUUUAGUGUCUCAUUGAGUCGCAGGGAGCUUUUAGGGUUUAGCGCCAGGCGCGCUUUUUUCGGAGUCCGCGGACCUCCCACUGCCAGAGGAGCCUCUCUAUGCUUGCUAUUGGAGUUUUCCAGGGGGGUUAUUUGGGUAAUUUAAAACACAUUGCUGUAAUUUGAGCUCUCUUUUUGGCUUUGUUUAUCGGCUUGACUGAAGACUGAAGCGUAGACUCGUUCCGCAGACUCAGCUCUCAAAAACAAUGAUAUUCGACUAAUUGUUUAAAUACUUCUGAACUUUGCAUUAGACUCUGCUUAAAACCAGAGAUUCGCAGAAUUACGUGCCUCAUAUAAACUGAUACAUGACCAAACUGGCUGUAACUGUUAAGUUGUUAUUUGAAAACAACCGAACAAACAGUAUUGCUCUUAAAAAUGACUCGGUAAAUCAUAAACCUUUGCUGAACUUCAAAUACUAAUAGAAGGACAAGGAACAACAUUAGAGCUUCAUAUUACAGAAGCCCUCCCUCGGGAAUUCGAGCCCAGGAGGCUCAGCAGGUUCCGACGACCACGAUUUCGAUCCGUCAGCCGACAUGCUUAUUCAUGACUUUGACGAUGAGCGAACCCUAGAGGAGGAGGAAAUGCUGGAGGCAACAGAUGAGACCAACUCCAACGAGAUCGAAGACCUAGCACGGGAGGGGGAGAUGCCCAUACACGAGCUACUGAAUCUUUAUGGUUAUGCGAGCAGAUCGCCUGCAGAGGAAGAGGAGGAGGAAGAUGAGGAACCGGAGGAAGAGGACGAGGAGGAAGAGGAUGAAGAAGAGGACCUUGAUCCUGAUGAAAGCAGCAGAAGCACUGGAGAGCUGAAGAAAACGGAGGGUGAAGAUUUUAAGACUUCAUCAGAACAAGGCAGCGAUUCUCAGACCGCUUCUGACGGUCGCACGCGCUCAGUCCGGUCACUCGGCACGGCAGAACUCAUUCGCCCUCAGAAACUCAAGUACUUUGAAAGUAAUCAUGACAUAGAAGAGGAGUCCGAUGAAGAUGAGGACUAUGUUCCUUCUGAAGACUGGAAGAAGGAGAUAAUGGUGGGUUCUAUGUAUCAGGCGGAGACGCCUGUUGGUUUGUGUAAAUAUAAAGAAAACGAGAAAGUUUAUGAAAAUGACGACCAGUUGUUGUGGAACCCCGACUGCGUUCCCGAGGGGAAAGUUGUCGAGUUCUUGUCGGAGGCAUCGAGGCGAACUGGAGAGGAGAAAGGAGUGGACGCAAUCCCAGAGGGUUCUCACAUCAAAGACAACGAACAGGCUUUGUAUGAACUGGUGAAAUGUGACUUUGACACAGAGGAAGCUCUAAGAAGACUGAGGUUUAAUGUAAAAGCAGCUCGAGAGGAGAUAUCAGUUUGGACUGAAGAGGAAUGUAGAAACUUUGAGCAAGGACUACGAGCUUAUGGGAAAGACUUUCAUUUAAUACAGGCCAAUAAGGUGAGAACUAGGUCUGUAGGAGAAUGUGUGGCCUUUUAUUACAUGUGGAAGAAAUCUGAGCGUUAUGAUUUCUUUGCACAGCAAACCAGACUAGGAAAAAGGAAAUACAACCUUCACCCUGGUGUCACAGACUAUAUGGACAGAUUAUUGGAUGAGACAGAGAGCGUGACGUCCAGCAGGGUGGCGUCGCCUCCUCCCACCACGUCCAGCAGCAGCGCCAGCCACUCUGAGAGGGAAGACAGCAGCAGUCAGAACGGUGAGGAAAAACCACGGCUUUCAGACCCAAACCAAGCGAAGCGUUUCAGUGUCGCGGGUCAUCCGGUGGACCCAUCUCAGUUGCCCGACUCGACCCAAGUGAAGGUCGAGGGUGUCCAGUCCAACGGCCCGUCUCACCCAGAAACGGAGCCCCUCCUCUCAGUUCCAGACAACAACUCCAACGGCUGCGGCCAAGUCGGCGCGCCCAGCCACGACAGAAACGGCUCCCUGGAGCUUCUGCUGGACCACAAACCGGCGGCGGCGGUGGAGGCAGCCGUGGCACAGGACAGACCGGCCAAAAGAUGCAGGACUGAAACAGAGCCUCUGAGCCAGAGCGAGGCCGAUCCAUCCAGAACACACGAAGACUAAAAGGCGUUCAGGACUGCCGUUGUUCGUUAAAUAACACACCGUUUUUGGGGUGAUGUUUUUCUCUCGUUUUUUCCCCCCCCCCUCAGUUUCUCCAUAAAUGGCUCGUUUAGUGGAGCAGAGGACAAAGACGAUGAAGCUCUGUUGAGCUGUGAGCACAGAUUCUCUUAAAAGACUCACUUUAGGAAGGCCAAAGGUUGAUGAAAAGCCCGUCUGCUCCACCACAUCCCUAAAGACACGUUUUGCUCAUCUUCUCCACUCCUAUUUUGGAGACUGUCAAAAUUUUGCCAAGAAUUCUCUUAUCUUUUUCUUUUUUUUUUUUUCUAUUUGUACUUAAAUAAAACAAAUCAUCUGUGAUAUUUUUCUACACAAGAGAUAUUUAUAUUUUCUAACCAAAAAUUAAAAGCUCUAAUGAUAUGGGUUCUUGGUGUUCAAGCCAUUCGUUUGUUGUUGAGGACUGGAUGGAAAUGCUGGUGCCGUCUCCAGCUGGCUGUUGUUGCACUUUGAUUGUAUGUUUCUCCUGUUUGAGGAGCGACUCACCCCAAACCCCCCCCCCCCCCAGCAGAAAGCCCUGUUUGUUUUGCCACAGCUGUUUGAGUCUGCUGAAUAAACCCAGGGGUCUGUCCCCCUACAGGUUUGUUUGUGAAAAGCAGCUGACAUCAGUGAUGUCCUGUAUUAUCAUGUAGAUCUCUGCAUAUUUUAUUUUAUUUUUUCAAUUUUCAUAGUCUGCUUUUCUCAACACUUUGUUUCUACUAGACAGAAUGUUUGGGACAUCUCAUGUAAAGUUUGUAAAGAUUUCUUACCUUUAAUAAGCAGUUGGUGCAUAUUUUUCUCCUUUCAACUGUUCAUGUUGCUUUUCGUCGGUCUUCCUUGUACACUGCGCUUUUUUUCUUUUUGCUGACAAACUGCUAAUUAUUUUCUGAUGGAUGUAAUAAAAAGAUCUGCCAUUUCCUUUC
Molecule: messenger RNA, 3622 nt
Organism: Xiphophorus hellerii (green swordtail)
Lineage: Eukaryota; Metazoa; Chordata; Actinopteri; Cyprinodontiformes; Poeciliidae
Gene: mier1b
Product: mesoderm induction early response 1b, transcriptional regulator
Exons: 13
Coding region: 1161-2669 (502 amino acids)
Biological process (GO): negative regulation of transcription by RNA polymerase II
Cellular component (GO): nucleoplasm
Molecular function (GO): histone deacetylase binding; transcription corepressor activity
Source: RefSeq, a predicted model, not a curated record